CAACGUGUGAUAUGUACCUAAUUUCAGGAAACUAUCUUAUCCUUUCCUCAUGGCCGGUCGCUAAGGCCGUGCAUCAAUUUUCACGUUUUGCUGUUAAUUUAAAUCCAGAAAAAUGUCUCGACGAAAGGGAAUGGAAGAAACUGAUAAGCUUACCCGUAUUGCAAUCGUCAAUGCGGAUAAGUGCAAACCCAAGAGGUGCAGGCAGGAAUGCAAAAAAUCCUGUCCUGUUGUUCGAAUGGGAAAGUUGUGUAUUGAAGUGACACCUAAUAGCAAAAUCGCAUCUAUAUCUGAAGAAUUGUGCAUUGGAUGUGGUAUUUGUGUUAAGAAAUGUCCAUUUGAGGCUAUUGCCAUUAUAAAUCUGCCAAGUAAUUUGCAAAGCCAAACGACGCAUCGUUAUGGCAAAAAUUCAUUUAAAUUGCAUAGAUUACCAAUACCUCGUCCAGGUGAAGUUUUGGGACUGGUGGGAACUAAUGGUAUUGGAAAGUCAACUGCUUUGAAAAUUCUAGCAGGCAAACAAAAACCUAAUCUUGGGAGAUAUUCUGACCCUCCAGAUUGGACAGAAAUUCUCAGCCACUUCAGGGGUAGUGAAUUACAAAAUUAUUUUACCAAAAUUUUGGAAGAUGAUUUAAAAGCUCUUAUUAAGCCACAGUAUGUUGACCAAAUUCCUAAAGCUGUUAAGGGAACUGUUAGGCAGCUGUUGGACAAGAAAUGUGAAUUGACAAAUAUGGAUCAAAUUUGCAAGAUGUUGGAAUUGGAGCAUAUUAAAGAUCGUGAAAUCAGUGCUUUAUCAGGAGGAGAAUUGCAACGUUUUGCUUGUGCCAUGGUGUGCAUUCAAAAUGGAGACAUUUUCAUGUUUGAUGAGCCUUCAUCAUACUUGGAUGUCAAACAACGUCUUAAUGCUGCCCAAACUAUUAGAUCAUUAAUUGAUCCAGAUAAGUUUAUCAUUGUUGUUGAGCAUGAUUUGAGUGUACUUGACUACCUCUCUGACUUCAUUUGUUGUUUAUAUGGUGUGCCUGGUGCAUAUGGUGUUGUCACUAUGCCUUUCUCUGUAAGAGAAGGUAUCAACAUUUUCUUGGAUGGUUUUGUACCCACUGAGAAUUUGCGUUUCAGAGAUGAAUCUUUGGUGUUCAAAGUGGCAGAAUCGGCGACAGAAGAAGAGGUUAAGAGAAUGAAUCAUUAUGAGUACCCAGCUAUGUGUAAAACUAUGGGUAAUUUCCAACUGAAUGUAAGCAAGGGACAAUUUUCUGAUUCCGAAAUUUUGGUUUUGCUUGGAGAAAACGGUACUGGUAAAACAACGUUCAUCAGGAUGUUAGCUGGCAAUUUAGAUCCCGACACUGGUUCAGAAGACUUACCACAACUCCACAUUAGUUACAAACCUCAAAAGAUUAGCCCCAAACAUCAAGGCUUAGUUAGACAGUUAUUGCAUGAAAAGAUUAGAGAAGCUUAUAUUCAUCCACAGUUUAUUGCUGAUGUAAUGAAACCUUUGAAAAUUGAAGACAUCAUUGACCAAGAAGUUCAGAAUUUAUCUGGUGGUGAAUUGCAAAGAGUAGCUAUGACACUUUGUCUCGGCAAGCCUGCCGAUGUGUAUCUGAUUGACGAACCGAGCGCCUAUCUUGACUCUGAACAACGUUUAGUUGCGGCCAAAGUAAUAAAAAGAUUCAUCAUCCACGCUAAAAGAACUGGCUUCGUUGUGGAGCACGAUUUCAUAAUGGCCACAUAUUUGGCCGAUCGUGUUAUUGUAUUUGAAGGUGAACCUUCGGUGAAGACCACCGCCAACUCACCACAGACUCUGCUGGCCGGUAUGAAUAGGUUCUUGGAACUUCUUGGCAUCACCUUCAGAAGAGAUCCCAACAACUUCAGACCGAGAAUUAACAAACAAGAGUCCGUGAAGGACGUUGAACAGAAACGUUCUGGACAGUAUUUCUUUUUGGAAGAUUGAUUUACCGUGCAUUUUUUGUUUAUGUAUAAACAAAUACUGUCAAUUUUAGUUUACAUUAUUUCUACUUAUUUUAUAAAUAUAAAAUGCAAAUGUGGAAGGAGAAUAUUAAACGGUUGAUAUUGCUAAA
Molecule: messenger RNA, 2066 nt
Organism: Aethina tumida (small hive beetle)
Lineage: Eukaryota; Metazoa; Arthropoda; Insecta; Coleoptera; Nitidulidae
Gene: pix
Product: protein Pixie
Exons: 10
Coding region: 113-1939 (608 amino acids)
Biological process (GO): ribosomal subunit export from nucleus; translational termination; translational initiation
Molecular function (GO): ribosomal small subunit binding; ATP hydrolysis activity; iron ion binding
Source: RefSeq, a predicted model, not a curated record